AUGUUCACCAUGCCCUGUCGGUUCCAGAUGUCCCUGCAAAGGCAUGCCUUCAAAGGCGCCGGGGCAAUCGGGGGGGCAAUCGAGCAAAGCCUGAGCAAAGCAGGCAAGCAGCACAUGAGCUGCGGUGAAAUGUUCACCAUGCCCUGUCGGUUCCAGAUCUCGGAAUGUGCCCUGCAAAGGCCUGCCUUCAAAGGCCGCGCAAGGGCAAUCGGGGGGGGGGGGCAAUCGAGAGGUGAGGACGGCAAUCGAUGCGAAGGGAAAGGGCCAAGCGGCCAGGCCGCACAGAUUCACCACACAAUCCGUCAGGGCCGCCAAACGGCUUCGGCUUAG
Molecule: messenger RNA, 330 nt
Organism: Symbiodinium natans
Lineage: Eukaryota; Dinophyceae; Suessiales; Symbiodiniaceae
Source: the annotation of a GenBank genome assembly